Neltuma alba is the source of this 978-nucleotide messenger RNA. RefSeq names its product thioredoxin Y1, chloroplastic. Bases 97 to 618 code for a protein of 173 amino acids. The record is from RefSeq and is a predicted model, not a curated record. Gene Ontology annotation, molecular function: protein-disulfide reductase activity. NCBI's taxonomy places the organism in Eukaryota, Viridiplantae, Streptophyta, Magnoliopsida, Fabales, Fabaceae. Gene Ontology annotation, cellular component: cytoplasm. The transcript is spliced from 4 exons.
CUUAUUCGCUUUUCCCAGGGAUAUUUUCAUUUUGGGACCGUCCACACAUACGCAGUUGAAGGUAUCUUCAAGCCCCGAGCUCUUCGGUUCUCUUCCAUGGCGGUCUCGGUUUCAUCGUCCGCGAUUCCUUCUUUGAACUUGGAACUUUCCACUCGUUCAUUACAUUCUUCUAACUCGAUAAAACUAUCUUCCCUUGCGUCGCUGCAAUUUCCAGUGCAGACCCAGCUUCUUCGAAUUGGCGGCCUCGGGGUCUCCACUCCCUCCCGGCCUCGAACCCUUCCUUUGGUUAAAGCAAAGAAACAAACUUUUUCUUCUUUUGAUGAUUUGCUUGCUAAUUCAGAGAAACCUGUCUUGGUUGACUUUUAUGCAACCUGGUGUGGUCCUUGUCAAUUUAUGGUUCCCAUACUAGAUGAAGUAAGCACUCGGCUUAUAGAUAAGAUACAGGUAGUGAAGAUUGAUACUGAAAGGUAUCCUAGCAUCGCUGACAAAUACAGAAUUGAGGCAUUGCCUACUUUCAUCAUCUUUAAGGAUGGAAAACCUCUUGAUCGCUUUGAGGGAGCAUUGACUGCAGAUCAGCUCAUUGAACGCAUUGAGGCCGGUCUCAAAGUUAAACAAUAACCCUUGUUAACCCAUAUUAUUAGUAUUACCCAAUAUUUAGACACCGGUUUUAGAAAUCCUGCAUGAGGACAUCUGUCACUUGAUUAUGUUGUCUUUCUCCUCUGCAAUCACUCCCCUCCAAUUUCAUUAUUUUGUUACUCAUUCAAUCUUUUCUAGCAGUGUUAAAGAAGCUUGUUUCUUUUUUCUUUUUUUUUUUUUCUUUUUUUGUUUUACCAAAGGAGGUUGUUUGAUUGAAUGCUGAUUCUUUCGGAAUACAGGGCGCUAUGUUUUUCCAAAUAUUUUUUGGGACGUCAUUGUUGUAUCUUAUAAGACGUGCAAAUUCUGAACUUGAGAACUGGUCUCAAUUUUGUUAGCAUGUUA